Messenger RNA from Erpetoichthys calabaricus (reedfish), 625 nucleotides. It is a transcript of the gene cfap90, whose product is annotated as cilia and flagella associated protein 90. The record is from RefSeq and is a predicted model, not a curated record. The transcript is spliced from 3 exons. NCBI's taxonomy places the organism in Eukaryota, Metazoa, Chordata, Cladistia, Polypteriformes, Polypteridae. Bases 87 to 512 code for a protein of 141 amino acids.
AACCAAGGGACGCGGCGUCCAUAAUUGGCGCGAGCACAGCUGCAGCAUUUCAUUUGUUUGUUGUAUUUUUCUUUAUACUUCUCAAGAUGGAACAAACGACGUCGGAGACACACAUGCUUGAUAAUGCGCCGAUCUCAUCGAUGUCAUCGUUUAGCUACAUUCCUCCCGUACGGAAAUAUUCGAAGGAGCUUAGUUAUUUCAAUACUGAAGGAAAGGGUCAACAUAUUUCAGCUUUUGACUGCCAUUUCAGAAAAUCUGAAGGCUACAAUGAGAAGCUUCACCGUGAUGACAGAGAACAUGCUAAGAGCAGAGGACUUGAUGUGCACAGUGAGGAAAUGUCAAGACCUGUACCUGUCCUAUCCUCAUCAGACUAUGGGAGACACCAGGCCUACGCUCUGGAUAAAACAGACCGACAGCACGUGAGAGUUGGAUACGUACGCUCCGAAUUUUACAGGAAAAAUGGGAUUUAUCACUCAGUUGAAGAAGGAUAUGGAUCCGUCUUUCCAGCCUAAGUGGAAAUUUGGAUGAAGAAAAAUAAUAUCUAGUUGAUUCGCAGCCUUGUAAGUGGCACCAGUAUUCAUCAAACAAAGUUCAGCAUGGUGAUUAAAACAAAGAAUUAGAAUGA